This is a messenger RNA of Prunus armeniaca (apricot), 297 nucleotides long. The record is from the annotation of a GenBank genome assembly. Lineage: Eukaryota; Viridiplantae; Streptophyta; Magnoliopsida; Rosales; Rosaceae.
AUGGGAGAUAUUGUUACAAAAGACUCCAUGGAUUGGGUGUUUAGUGACCCUAAGAUUGAAAAGGCUGCAUCUGUAAUUGGGAGGCUCGUGGAUGACAUGAAGUCGCAUAAGUUUGAACAAAAGAGAGGACAUGUUGCCUCAGCUGUGGAAUGCUACGUGGAACAAUAUGAUGCCACAGAAGAAGAAGCAACAAUCGAACUAAGUAAUAAAAUGAGCAAUGCAUGGAAGGACAUAAACGAAAUUUGCCUCCGCCCCACCAUCUUCCCCAUGCCCCUAUUGUUGCAAAUUCUGAAUUAA